GACAACCCCUCUCACCCCACCAUUCCCUUUCAAGGCUCCCACUCACCCUCAAAGGUGUCGGAAUAGACUCCUCUUCAUCGUAGGCACAGACCUGGACUCAUUGCUGAUGUUCUGAGCACUUCUACGCAAGCACGGGUCAUUUCAAACAGCUCUCUCCAAUCGCGCCUCUACCCCACGUAAUAAUCUCACUCGUACGAUGGAAGCAGUCGAACCUCCCAUUACCGUCUUGUGAUCACUCAUUUGUACAACAUCGUCGUCUCACAUCAUCAAUUUGGCUCGGCAGACGCUGUUCGGAGAAUUUUCGCAAUAUCUCCUCACGGGGCAGACCUUCACAGCCCAGCCUGCACCGCCCUCCACUCUAGUAACCCCAAGGGACAUCUCAUCGUCUUGGUUCUCUUGGUCAGGCCCCAUAGCUGCUUGAGGUAGCCACAAGCAUGCCUACAAGCUACUCUGCAAGCUCGACUGGUGGUGGAAGCGGCGGGCUCAACAUCACCGGUGGCGGCGAGGCCGCAACUAGCGAGGAUGGUUUACAAGGCUAUUCGUCCUCCUCCUCUUCCUCCAUCUACCAACAUCCUUUUGCCAGCUUCAACUUUGGUCCUUCCACACCUACAGACACAACUAGCUCCCUUUCUUCACGCAUGAAAGAUGCCUCACUCUCGCCUACUAGUAGCUUCAACCAACGGGCUCAUGCUGGUGCAGAUCAGACGGUCACCGAUCUCAACGGGCCUCCCAGCCCUGCAAUGAGCUUCACUGGAAGCCAGCACAGCAUGGACGACUACGACACAGACUCCCCCAACAGUCUGUACUCUUGGAGCUCGUUCAUGAGCGGUCAGCGCGGCGAUCUGGCCGACGUCGAGGAUCUCGAACUCGGAGAGCCCGAGCUCGAGACUGUCUCUGAGCUGGACGAAGAGAACUUCUCCGCCAACGGUAGCGAUGGCCCCAAUCUCGAGUCAGACGACGACUCCAGAGCUCAAACACCAGAUGGGUUGCGCUUUGGCGAGUCUCUGAAUCGGAAACGCACCAUUACCCAGCAUCGUGGCGGCGCUUCUCAACACCACCACCUCCACAACCACCUCGUUGGCCAGAGUGGUCACGGCUUACCUCAUUUCUCGCCUCGAAGCGGAGGUCAUGGUCUUUCGCAUCACUCGAGAUGGACGUCAAGAAUACCCGCUAGCGUUGUGGCCCGGAGACGUAAAGGACGAAUUGCAGAGCUGGCCGAAGAGGGUGGAGGUGAUGUCAUCACAGGCAACGUUGGUAUCAACACCACCAAGAUGCCGAGCAAAGAGGCAGCCGAAAAGUCAGCUUCAAAUGCCCCAUCUUCGAGCGUCAGCGGGAAAAGCACCGUCACGCCACGCUCCAGUGAUAGCUCUGGCUAUCCCGGCACGCCACCGUCAACGCAAUGGUCGGAAUUCUCUGGACCUCCUGCUUUGCCCGUCCGUAGUGUCAGCCCCAGUGAGACGGUCCCAGUGGUGCCCAGUCCUCUCUGCGAGUUUAUCAGUGCCUCUAUGGCGGAAGGAGAAGCGAUGCCGUCAGGUACAGCAGGAGAAGGCUCGGAGAGCAAGGCUUCAGACGCUGACAAGAGCGCACAUCCGAGUGGCACGUCCGAUGACAAGGACACCGGAGAUCAAUCGACUACAUCGACCGUGUCACGUACCUUGAGCGGAGAGGCAGCAGCACCCCUCGCUGCUCCCACAGCCAGGCGAGGGCUCCUCACUUCUGCCACCGCUACAGACGUCUCGGGCACGCAGAAUGACGGAUCACCUCCGGACACAGCAUCUAGUGGAUCAUUCACUACGAACAAUACUCGACCCGCUUCUCCCGAAACGACACCACCGAGCUCUCCAACCCAACCACUUGGGCGAAAGGAUUCCUUCCGGGCCCGAAGGUCGUCUUCUCCGGUUCAAUUACCCAGCAAGUCCAAAGCGCCUCUUCGCCCUUGCUUCUCAAGACGCAAUUCUACUCAGAGUGGUCGCAGCACAAGAGAAUCCUCAAUGGAGAGGGAGAGGGGGCGUUGUCAUGUCCGCUUCUCCCCAGCUCCGCCUCAGACCAUCAGAACGCAUUCGCCGAUCGAAUACGAUCGGUCUUCCUGUGCGGUACACAAUCGCCUCAGCGUCGAAGACGUGCAAGAAUUGCACAAUUUGAACAUGGACAUGGGCCUGCUUUCUGCCAAGUGCAGUGCCAUUGCAGCCAUUACGAGCUGUAAGCUACCUAACAGGCCUGGCAGCUCCAACGCUUCCGCAAGCUCUUCACCGUCGUCCCACGCCGGCAGCACAGACUCUCCGUCGCUUCAUCCAUGUCGGGACAGCUUGGCCCCGGAAGAUGCAUUGAGCUCCAGACCUGAGCACGCUUACACCGGCCGGGCGCGAAGCAAUUCUUCGCGAGGCCCAUCGUCUCCUGGAGAUUUUGGCCACAUCGCACCAGCGAAGUCCCUGUCUUCGGAAGGCUUGAUGAGCCCAGCCGAGCACCUACGUGCCCAGAGAGAAAAGGAACGUGAGCGGGCUUGCAUCAUGGCUGGGAUUGGCACUGGGCUGGGUGGUCGCAAUCUUGGUCGUGGUGUCAGAGGCCAGACUACCAAUCCUCUCAUAGCUCGUUUCGGCCUAACGACGCCCCCGCCUCCGCUACCCAGUGCAGGUUUCGCGUCUCGCAGCGCUGGUUCGGGCAGUCGGUCUGCUCCCUCAACACCCUACGACAUGCCGUCCUCACCCGUUUACGUUGCGCAACAGCAGCACGACGAACCAAAGACGAUGUCGGAUCGCUCUCGCUCGCCAAGGGCCUCAUCUCUGCAACGCACAGCGAAUGAAGAGCGGGCCAUGCUGAGAUCUAUGGCUUUGUCUAACAAAGCCGUCGCAGCUGCCAUUGACGACAGUGAGACGGAAUGUGAUGAGCCUAGAGCGGGCAAGACACCUGGCUCUGCCCCAAUGACACCGUCGGGCUCUUUCGGGUCGACCCCGAGGGGUCGUACUACCGUCAGGAAGGACGAAGCCAAAGAAGUCACGCCUUCAACACUACAAGCAGCAGGAAGUACGAGCUUGCCUGACGUCGUGACCACUUCCCCAAGUCCACCUCCGGGGCAAAAGGCUAUGUCAGACCCGUCGAGCGUUACUAGUGCUCUUCCUGUGAUGUCCCCUGUCGAGACGCCCAGUGCGGGCGACGUCGCAACGCCUCUGUGCUCCGCCAGCUCGCGAUCCUCCCCAAGUCGAGCUUCGGAUUCGUACUUUAGCCACAAACCGACUCAACGGGCAGAGGAACCACGGAAGUGGGGCAGCUACCAGCAGGGGUCGCCUUCGAAUGCUUCGCCUUAUGGUUCUUCGCCAAGUACGCCGUAUGGAGGCUCGUCCUCACCUUGGAACGACCCUACGCUGCUCUCUGGUGGAGCUGGCGGUUGUCGAGCUGGUAGAGGCGGAUAUGACUCCCCAGGUAGCGGCUUCGAGAGCGGUAGCGAGUAUGACCUGCUCGGAUGAAAGCGCCUCCGACUGCAGAAUCAAGCAUCCCGAGAAUUGAACCUCAAUCACAUCGCCAGAACUUCCGGCUUCCUUGCCAUCACUUUGGACUUUUCCCUUACUGUCCCUGGUCUUCGCUCAGUUAGUCACUCAGCAUUUCCCCCUGCGGCUCCUCCUUCUCCACCUUGUUUCCCAUCCAUUCAUCUUCUAGCCACUUCUAUGUCACAAGCUCUCCACUCCCCUUGUUUCAUCCACCCUUGCAUUUUCUGACCAGCUUUUCAUUGCGCUUCUCCUCUACAUGUAUCAUAGCUUUCUACGUCCGAUUCACCUUCUCAUUCAUUCAAUUGCCUUUUCUGCUCUCAC
This is a messenger RNA of Microstroma glucosiphilum, 3803 nucleotides long. RefSeq lists its product as hypothetical. Lineage: Eukaryota; Fungi; Basidiomycota; Exobasidiomycetes; Microstromatales; Microstromataceae. The transcript has a single exon. The record is from RefSeq and is a predicted model, not a curated record. The coding region runs from base 435 to 3461 and encodes 1008 amino acids.